AUGGGAAGUAACAGAAGCGAUGAGGGUUCAAAAUGGUUGAAACAUUAUUGUAGUGAUCAUCAAUUAUUGUUGGCGGGAGAGGGUGAUUUCUCCUUCACCCUUUGUCUAGCAAAAGCUUUUGCUUCUGCAACAAAUAUUGUGGCUUCUUCUUUUGACACUCAUGGAUGCAUAAAGAUCUUGUGGAUGGUUUCUUCAAGAAUGAUUCGGGCGAGUGGUCAAAUUCAUGUGAAUCACAAAACUUCACAUCCCUAUACUAAGUGGAACAUAGAGAAGCUUGCAGAGGAAAGCUUUCUGAAAUUGAUGGAGUGUAGUGAUUUCAAGAAAGAAGAUUAUACAGGUUAUAGCAACAAGAGAGGAGAUGGUAAUAGAUGUGAUAAAAGUUUUCCUCUUGGUAGAUGCAGCACCUUCAAAUUUACCCAUCUUAGAAGAAAGAUUGGUAUUGCUCCUUCUGUAUCACAUUGUGCUUGA
Molecule: messenger RNA, 468 nt
Organism: Vicia villosa (hairy vetch)
Lineage: Eukaryota; Viridiplantae; Streptophyta; Magnoliopsida; Fabales; Fabaceae
Product: heavy metal-associated isoprenylated plant protein 41-like
Exons: 2
Coding region: 1-468 (155 amino acids)
Biological process (GO): rRNA base methylation
Cellular component (GO): cytoplasm
Molecular function (GO): rRNA (uridine-N3-)-methyltransferase activity
Source: RefSeq, a predicted model, not a curated record